UCUUAAUCAAAAAAUACUAAUUUGUCAAUAAUAAUAAUAAAAAACAAAUGGCCAGAUAAACUAAAGCUUAAAAGAAAGCUCCCAAACCAGGUAACUUUCUAAUUAAAUUUAAAUAGCAACUAAAAAAAUUGCAAAAAAACCAGCUGGCCCAAGAUAAACAAGAACAAUCUAGGCUGCAGUUGCUGAGGCUUAAGCUACAACUUAACCAAGUGCUGGAUAAAGAAAAUUACCUAGAUAGAAUAGAAGAAAUAAGCAAGCCAAAAAAGCUAAAUCACAAAAAGCAACACAAAAAAAAUGAAUCGAUAU
Molecule: messenger RNA, 306 nt
Organism: Paramecium sonneborni
Lineage: Eukaryota; Ciliophora; Oligohymenophorea; Peniculida; Parameciidae
Source: the annotation of a GenBank genome assembly